CGCGUUUUACAUAAAUUUUUUUUUUUCGCUUUGACGUCAAUAAUACCCAAGCCCUCAUCCCAGAAUCCCAUUCCCAAAUAAACCCAUUUUCUGCUGUCUACCUGUCUUGCCAGUCGGUACCACUGCCGUACCAGCCACCAGGGACUAGCAACCUCACUGCCACACCAGCCACUUGAGAUCGACGGUCAUCUACUCUUCCCUCCAAUCUCCAUCAUUAACUGGACCAUUCCUCUUCUUCUUUAAGAUAAUACCAGUUAUUGCUCUGGGAAGUGGUGUUUGUUUGACCACAAUUUCGUUUUGAAGUAGCUAUGCUACCGACUGAAGUCAGGGAAACUCAACUCCGUGAGAGCAACAGCCAGAAAGUCCACCCUCAACCUAUGGAGGAGUCCAUGAAUCAAAAUGGUGAAGCCAUAGAUGCUUUAAUUUCGAGGAUCUUUACAAAUAUUUCAUCUUUGAAGACAGCUUACAUUCAGCUUCAAGCUGCUCAUACUCCUUAUGAUCCUGAUAAAAUACAAGUUGCUGAUAAACAAGUCAUUGCUGAACUCAAGAAUUUAUCGGAGCUUAAGCACUUCUAUCGAGAAAACAAUCCCAAACCUGUAUGUGUUUCUCCUCAGGACUCCAGAUUAGCGGCAGAAAUUCAAGAACAGCAAAGUUUAUUGAAGACAUAUGAGGUCAUGGUGAAGAAGUUCCAGUCUGAAAUUCAGAAUAAAGAUUCAGAAAUAAAUCAGUUGCAGCAUCAGAUAGAAGAGGCAAUGCAAAAACGAGAGAAACUCGAAAAGAAUUUAAAGCUUAGGGGGCUGUCAACAAGAGAUUCAGGAGAGCAAAAUGGAUUCUUCCCUGUAGAUUUGACUCCUGAUCUAUUCAUUUCGGCUGUAGAAGCUGCAUACAAAGCCAUCCAUGACUUCUCAAAGCCACUGAUCAACAUGAUGAAGGCGGCUGGUUGGGACCUUGAUGCUGCAGCUCAGUCGAUUGAACCAAGUGUUGUUUAUGCAAAGAGAGCUCACAAGAAAUAUGCAUUUGAGUCAUGUAUAUGCCAAAGAAUGUUCUUGGGAUUUCAACAGGAGAGUUUCACAGAGAAACCAGAAGAUUUGUCUGUUAACAGAGAGAGUUUCUUUCACCAGUACCUUGCUUUAAGAGAAUUGGACCCUCUGGAUGCUUUAGGUCAAAACCCAGAUUCCAACUUUGGUAAGUUCUGUAGGAGCAAGUAUCUAAUAUUGAUUCACCCGAAAAUGGAAGCCUCUUUUUUUGGUAAUUUGGACCAGCGGAACUACGUCAUGGGGGGUGGGCAUCCUCGCACUCCAUUCUACCAAGCCUUCCUGAAACUGGCAAAAUCUAUCUGGCUGUUGCAUAGACUAGCGCAUUCUUUCGACCCAAGUGUCAAGGUUUUCCAAGUCAACAAGGGAACUGAGUUCUCUGAGGUUUACAUGGAAAGCGUGGUAAAAAACCUGGUACCUGAUGAAAGCGAACAAAAACCAAAAGCUGGCUUGAUGGUUAUGCCUGGUUUUUGGAUUGGCGGCACAGUAAUUCAAAGUCGUGUUUACCUAACAGGCAUGAAAGUGGCUGACUGAGUCUGCUCUUUGAAGGUUUGGUUCCCGAUUCAAUCAUGCCAUUAAUUAUGUAACUUAAUGUUCAUUUUAUAUGCAAAUCCGUCCUUGUAGUUGCUGGCUGCUAUGUUGUUAGUGCCUCGUCUUUACUCUUGAGUUUAGACUUAGUGUGAUGUUGUAUUUUGUAUGUUGUAUGUUGUAUGGUGUAUGUUGUAUGUGUAUGUGUAUGUGUAUGUGUAUGUGUAUGUGUAUGAAUCUGAGUAAUCGUACAAGCCCUCAAGGGUUUGGUGGUGGCAUUGGUGUCUGAAAUGUUAUGUUACAUUACAUCUUCA
Molecule: messenger RNA, 1876 nt
Organism: Amaranthus tricolor (Joseph's coat)
Lineage: Eukaryota; Viridiplantae; Streptophyta; Magnoliopsida; Caryophyllales; Amaranthaceae
Product: protein GRAVITROPIC IN THE LIGHT 1-like
Exons: 2
Coding region: 309-1568 (419 amino acids)
Biological process (GO): negative gravitropism; response to red or far red light
Source: RefSeq, a predicted model, not a curated record